AUGAACGAAUCAGAUUUAGUUGCUUAAAGAUUGCUAAUAUUCUUGGAAUAAUCUAAAGAAGAAUUCCUGCAACACUCAGUGCCAGCCAAUCUAAUUCAUUAAUAAACCAGUCUUUCUGAUUUAAUUAUUAAGGAAAAAGAACUUGAGUUGAAAUUUUCCAAGAGUUAAAUAGAGCACUUAAAAAUCUAAUCUGAGGAAGCCAUUAAUGACUAGAAAGAAAAAUAUUAGUAAGAAGCUGAAGAAAUAAAAAGAUAAAUGGUGGAAAAAUUGGAAAAAUCUCUUAAUACAAUUGAAAAUCUUAUUAAAGAUAAAUCAGUUUUGCAAGGUAAAGUUGAAGACUAACAUAGCAAGAUCAAAACACUUCAGUAAACAAAUGAAAAAAUAAAACUAGAAAUGCAAGAAACAUACUUUAGGGAUCUUAAGAAAGAAAAGGAGCAAUGGUAAGUUCAGGAAAAAAUAAGGAAAGAAAAAUGGGAACAAGAAAAAAGGUAGGAGAUAAAAUAGGGGACUUUUUAGUAAUUAUAGCCUACUAUUUAGAGUAUAUUGGAUAAGAAUAAGGAAGAUAUGAGAAAUUUAUAGGAAUAGCAAUAAGAAGAAUUAAAACAGUAAAGAGAUAUCAUUUGCUCCGAAUAUGAGAAAAAAAUAGAGCAACUUCGUUUGAAAUACAUUGAGGAAAAAGAGGAAUCUCUAUUGAAAUUGAGAUAGCGUCAAUAAGAGUAGCUUCAAGCCUAAUUUGAAUAAUUCUAGUAUCAAUUUGAAGAAGAAAGAAAAAGACUCAGGGAAUCAUAGUUCAUAGGAUUAUUAAAUAAUAGAGAAGAAGAAUUCAAAUAAUUAUAAAUAGGCCUUGAAAUAUAGAAAUCUAAGUGGAGUGAAGAAAAAUUAAGUCUAUUGAGGGGCUUUAAAGAGAGAGAAUCGGGAUAUUUGAAAAAUAUAUAGGAGCUAAAAGAUUAGUUAUCAUAAAUAAAGUUGUUGCACACAAAAAAUGUUCUCUAAUUUGAGUUAUCUAUUAUUGAAGAAUAGAUUUUCAUAGACAAGGAUUAUGAUAUUUAAGUAAUUCAAGAAGAUAAGAAAGAGAUCCAAAAACUAAGAUUGUAAGUCAGUCUUCAGAAGUAACAGCUUUUAAAAUCAGAGUAAGAUAUAGAAUCGCUAUUUGUAAAGAUUAAGAGACUGGAAUAGAUUGUUUCAGAUAAGGACAGCAUAAUUCAAGAAUAAGAUAUGGAGUCUAAGGUUAAGCUUUAUCAGUUAAGUGAGCUUUUUAAAAAAUAGAACUUGAUGAAUUAGGAUAUUGAAUUAAAGCUAAGAUAGGAGUUAGUAUAAACUAAGAAAACUAAAGAUAAAAAGAUCAAAUCUACACCCAAAUAAAAAUGA
This is a messenger RNA of Stylonychia lemnae, 1368 nucleotides long. NCBI's taxonomy places the organism in Eukaryota, Ciliophora, Spirotrichea, Sporadotrichida, Oxytrichidae. The record is from the annotation of a GenBank genome assembly.